Molecule: messenger RNA, 669 nt
Organism: Nestor notabilis (Kea)
Lineage: Eukaryota; Metazoa; Chordata; Aves; Psittaciformes; Psittacidae
Gene: SNRPA1
Product: small nuclear ribonucleoprotein polypeptide A'
Exons: 8
Biological process (GO): mRNA splicing, via spliceosome
Cellular component (GO): U2 snRNP
Molecular function (GO): protein binding; U2 snRNA binding
Source: RefSeq, a predicted model, not a curated record
AUUGAGAACUUGGGUGCCACUCUGGACCAAUUCGAUGCAAUUGAUUUCUCUGACAAUGAGAUCCGGAAGCUGGAUGGAUUCCCUCUAUUGAGGAGGCUGAAAACUCUUCUGAUGAAUAACAAUAGGAUUUGUCGCAUUGGUGAAAACCUUGAGCAGGCUCUGCCCUGCCUGACGGAGCUCAUUCUUACCAACAACAACAUUGCUGAACUGGGUGAACUGGAUCCGUUAUCAACUAUUAAAUCACUGACGUACCUGAGCAUUUUAAGGAAUCCUGUAACAAAUAAGAAGCAUUACAGAUUAUAUGUCAUCCACAAAGUUCCCCAGGUCAGAGUGCUGGAUUUUCAGAAAGUGAGGCUCAAAGAGCGACAGGAGGCAGAGAAAAUGUUCAAGGGCAAACGGGGUGCACAGCUUGCAAAGGAUAUUGCCAGGAGAGCAAAAACCUUCACCCCAGGUGCUGGUCUGCAAAUUGACAAAAAGAAAGCUGGGCCCUCCCCAGGGGAUGUCGAGGCAAUUAAGACUGCUAUAGCAAAUGCCACGACUUUGGCUGAAGUGGAGCGGCUGAAGGGCAUGCUACAGGCUGGUCAGAUUCCUGGCAGAGAGCGAAAAUCAGGCCCGUCGGAGGACGCCGAGGAGGAAAUGGAAGAGGAUACGGUUCCCAACGGAUCUUAG